AUGGAGUACAGGGUUUCGGGUCUCUCGCAGUUUACCCCUGGGUUCAACCUGUCAAGACGAACAAGCCAUAUUUAUACAGCACCGACAAAUAAAGGUACUUUUACAAGAACGGGAAUAUAUACUAUUGAAGAACCAAGAAAGAAAAUUCUAAAGCGGCCGAAAGCCAAAGAAUAUGAAAUCAUCUACAAAGCGUACUUGGAAAUUAGAGAAGAAAGCAGCGUUCUUCGGAAAGAGAAUCAAAAACUUAAAGACGAUCUGCUGGAUGCCAAAGGAAAGACACUGUCCUUAUCACGAGAGAAUGAGGAGUUAAAAGAAGAGCUUUCCGUCCUUCGCGAAACAGCGAACUGGGGGCACAUUAUUCGAGAAAAAGACGAAGAACUGAAAAGGUUGCAGGAGUUCAUUCGUAAAAUGACCUAUGAUAAGGCGGAGGCCAUCAAUAACAAAUCAGUUGCUGAACAAGCUGUUGGCGAUUUAAAGUCAAAACUUCGAAGCAAAGACCGAGAAGUAAAAGAAGCGAAAGAGUUGGAAAAAAUUCAAAGCAGAGCAAAAAUUCUAAACGAGACGGAGAAGUUACGAAACGAGAGAAAUAACGCGGUUGCCAGUCUCACGCAGCUAGAAGCACUGGUCGAAAAACUUCGACAAGAGACGAGCCAUGUGACGAAAAUAAGCGAGGAGCGAAAAAUGGUCAUUCAGGAACUUCACAAGAGGCUGACAAAUAAAGACAAACACGUGGAAGAACUGAGGAAGCAGCUGGCCAUGUCUCGCCUUUUUAAUAAGUAA
Messenger RNA from Porites evermanni, 780 nucleotides. Lineage: Eukaryota; Metazoa; Cnidaria; Anthozoa; Scleractinia; Poritidae. The record is from the annotation of a GenBank genome assembly.